Molecule: messenger RNA, 1039 nt
Organism: Cicer arietinum (chickpea)
Lineage: Eukaryota; Viridiplantae; Streptophyta; Magnoliopsida; Fabales; Fabaceae
Product: mitogen-activated protein kinase kinase kinase 20-like
Biological process (GO): signal transduction; protein phosphorylation
Molecular function (GO): protein kinase activity; ATP binding
Source: RefSeq, a predicted model, not a curated record
AUGAACUGGGUUCGCGGUCCCUCACUAGGCAGUGGAACCUUUGCCACCGUCGACUUAGCUAUACACACACAACACUCCGUUAACUUUCCGUCUCUUACCGCCGUCAAAUCCGCUUAUGCUUACAAUUCUUAUUAUCUCCUAAACGAGAAACAUAUACUCGAUCGUUUAGGAUCUUCCCCAUUUAUUGUCAAGUGUUUUGGCCACGAUCAAACUCUUGAAAACGGCGUAAAAUUUUAUAAUAUUUUUCUAGAGUAUGCCGCCGGUGGAACACUCUCCGAUCAGCUCAAGAAUCACGGCGGUAAGUUCCCCGAAACUCUCGUUCGCCGUUACACCAAGUCUAUUGUCAAAGGACUUAAACACAUUCACGAAAAUGGUUUUGUUCAUUGCGACUUGAAGCUACAAAACAUUCUUGUAUUCGACGAUGACAACAUUAAAAUUUCGGAUUUUGGUCUUUCAAAAGCGAAAGGAUUAAAACUUUGUGAAAACUGGGAGUGCAGAGGAACUCCUAUGUUUAUGUCACCAGAAUCAGUGAACGAUAAUGUGUAUGAGUCUCCGACUGAUAUCUGGGCACUUGGCUGCACCGUCGUUGAGAUGGUUACCGGAAAAUCAGCAUGGAAUGUGGGUGAUAAUGAUAAUAUUUGGUCGUUGUUUGUUCGAAUUGGGAUUGGAGAAGAAUUGCCGUUGAUUCCGAAUGAAUUAUCAGAUGAAGGAAAAGAUUUUCUUGAAAAGUGUUUUGUUAAGGAUCAUUUAAAAAGAUGGAAUGCUGAAAUGCUUUUGAAACAUCCUUUUAUUUUCGAGGAUGAUGAAACUAUUUCAUCGUCAUCGUCUGAUAGUGGCGAGUCUGACGAUGAAAUUAUUUUCACCAUCUCGGAUAACCAACUUCGAUUUUCUUUCAAUGGGCUUUUUCAGUUUUAAGAACAGUUACGACGGUGCCUCAAAUUUUGGAUGAAUCGGAAUCUGAGCAUGUUUUACUUCGCCGGCAGAGAAACUACGACUACUAGUCAUAGAACAAAGAACAUUAGAUUGGUCGGAACAAAGA